AUGGAAGGUCGGGAGCAGCGAGACACGCCCCACGGCCAUGUCGGGGCAGCAGCGGCGACGAGGAAGAGCGGCGGCGGCGGCAGGAGGAGCAGGUUCGCCGGCGCCGACGACGAGGGCGGCGGCGAGGGAUCCGCGGGAGGAGACGCGAUCGAGUGCUCCGGGGAGCGGUGCAGGUCGUGCACGGCCGGCGUGGUCGCGGACUGCGCGGCGGUGUGCUGCUGCUGCCCCUGCGCGGUGGUGAACCUGCUGGCGCUCGCGCUCGUCCGGGUGCCGUACCUGCUGGGGCGGAGGUGCCUGGCGAGGAAGAAGGGCGCGAAGAAGGUGAAGAAGAAGAGGAAGUGCGGGAGAGUGGGAGGAGGGUCGAGCGAGCGGGAGAGGAUAGUGGAGGAAGGGAUGAGGGAGUCGGUGUACGGGUACGGGUUCGAGGAGGGCUUCGGUGACGGGCUGGAGGCGGAAAGAUCGGCGUGGUUGGACCUGGAGUUGUAUGAGGUGGGUCAUUUGAGCUUCGGUAGAGUUUCCUUCACCGGGGUUCAGGUCCAGAGCAAGGGCGGUUGCAGUUGA
Molecule: messenger RNA, 561 nt
Organism: Rhodamnia argentea
Lineage: Eukaryota; Viridiplantae; Streptophyta; Magnoliopsida; Myrtales; Myrtaceae
Exons: 1
Coding region: 1-561 (186 amino acids)
Source: RefSeq, a predicted model, not a curated record